Molecule: messenger RNA, 1844 nt
Organism: Vigna unguiculata (cowpea)
Lineage: Eukaryota; Viridiplantae; Streptophyta; Magnoliopsida; Fabales; Fabaceae
Source: RefSeq, a predicted model, not a curated record
AAAACAAAAAAGCAUUGUAUUUGAAUUGCUGUUAUGAUGAGUUUUCAAUUUUGAUUUUCCUUGGGAAGCCAGCAGUCGCCAUUAUUGGUGACAGUGAAGCAUUCAUCUUCUUCUCUUCUUCUCCAAUUAUUCGCUUCAAACUCAGCGGAUCCUCCCUCGUUGCCUUUUCUCCCAUUCCAUCAAUCUUUGAUUCUCGUUAGGGUUUUCGCUUGAAGGGAACCCGGAAUGGGGGUUCUGGUGCCUUUGUUCCUCUACGUCGUCGCUUUCUUUUGCACCGUUGCAGCUAUCGCUUUGGCCGUUCUUCACAUUUACCGACACCUUCUCAAUUACACUGAGCCCACUUAUCAGCGCUUCAUCGUUCGGAUUGUUUUCAUGGUCCCGGUUUAUGCACUAAUGUCAUUCUUGUCCCUUGUAUUACCUGAGAGUUCAAUUUAUUUUAAUUCUAUCCGGGAAGUCUAUGAAGCUUGGGUCAUUUAUAAUUUUCUGUCAUUGUGCCUGGCAUGGGUUGGUGGUCCUGGAGCUGUUGUAAUAAGUUUGAGUGGUCGAGUUCUGAAGCCAUCAUUCUGUUUGAUGACUUGUUGCUUUCCUCCUGUACCACUGGAUGGGCGUUUCAUUCGAAAAUGCAAGCAAGGAUGUCUGCAGUUUGUGAUAUUGAAGCCCAUUUUAGUUGUUGUUACACUAGUACUUUAUGCAAAUGGGAAGUAUAAAGAUGGAAAUUUCAGCCCAAAGCAGUCAUACUUGUAUCUUACGAUCAUUUAUAUGAUCUCAUAUACAAUGGCUCUCUAUGUGCUUGCUUUGUUUUAUGUGGCAUGCAAGGAUCUGCUUCAGCCAUUUAAUCCAGUUCCAAAGUUUAUUAUAAUAAAAUCUGUUGUAUUCCUGACUUACUGGCAGGGUGUGUUAUUCUUCCUUGCUGCAAAGUCCGGAUUCAUUGAGGAUGCUGAUGAAGCUGCCCUGCUCCAAAAUUUUAUCAUUUGUGUUGAGAUGCUUGUUGCUGCUGUAGGCCACUUUUAUGCAUUUCCAUACAAAGAAUAUGCCGGUGCUAAUAUAGGUAGAUCCCAUGGUUUGACUGCUAGCCUUGGGCACGCUUUGAAGUUAAAUGAUUUUUACCAUGAUACAGUGCACCAGUUUGCACCAACGUAUCACGAAUAUGUUCUCUAUAAUCACAGCGAAGGUGAGGAGGGAACUAAGAAGUACAGGUCACGAACUUUUGUUCCAAUUGGCCCUGAGAUGGAUUCAGCGAGAAGAAAUAGGAAUAUGUAUGGGAACAAGUUGGAUGACAUACAACUCUCAAGUUUGUCUUCUUCUACCAGUAGCAGUUCAACAAAUUCUGCGCCCGAUGAUUCAAAUUCUGUUGCAACGAAAUCUUCCUUGCUUGUGGAUUUGUCCAAUUCUACUCCGGAACCAUAUGACUUGACCGUUAUUGACUUGGAUGUAUCCAGUUACCCUGAAAAAGUUCCUGCUGUUGAUCAAUCUGGUGGUAGGUGAUCAUGGGGAAUAAUCAGAUGUAGGUUUGAUGGGGGACAUGUUAUGGCUGGAGGAGAUUAGAGGCAUCCGGCAUAUUUUCCGUGCUUGGAAAGAACUAUGAUUUUGAUUUCUUAAAUUCUGGGAAAGGAAUUAAGCAGAUCAUGUGCGAACAUACAUUUGUGUAAACUAGUCGGCCUCACUCUUAAGCAAAGCAGUCCUUGAUGUUGGUAUCGGUCUUAAUACUGUAAUUGUCUCCAAUGGUUGUGUCCUGUGUGUAAAUUGUAGAUACGGAACUUCUUGACGUGCCUCAGAGUUUAAACAUGAAAAAUACUAAAAUAUUGGUUUAGAAUUAAUUGAUUCUUUUCUCCCAUACACCAUAA